Heteronotia binoei (common prickly gecko) is the source of this 1384-nucleotide messenger RNA. RefSeq names its product transcription factor HES-5-like. The transcript has 3 exons. Bases 148 to 621 code for a protein of 157 amino acids. Gene Ontology annotation, biological process: regulation of neurogenesis; regulation of transcription by RNA polymerase II; anterior/posterior pattern specification. Gene Ontology annotation, molecular function: DNA-binding transcription factor activity, RNA polymerase II-specific; RNA polymerase II cis-regulatory region sequence-specific DNA binding; protein dimerization activity. Lineage: Eukaryota; Metazoa; Chordata; Lepidosauria; Squamata; Gekkonidae. Gene Ontology annotation, cellular component: nucleus. The record is from RefSeq and is a predicted model, not a curated record.
GGGAAAGUCGAGAGAAGCAGAGACCCACAGCUCUUCUCAGCGUGCCCGGGCUGUAUAAAUACAGACCAGGGAGCACAGAGUCUCAGCAUAUUUCCCUCUGGAUUGCAACCUGAAACAAACAGCUCCACUUUUUCUACCGGGCAAAAGAUGGCACCUACUGGCCUCGUUUUCAUGGCUCAAAGCGGCCUGCUCACCCCUAAAGAGAAAAACAAAUUGAGAAAGCCAGCGGUGGAGAAAAUGCGUCGCGACCGCAUGAACAGCAGCAUCAAGCAGCUGAAACUCCUGCUGGAGAAGGAAUUCCAGAAGCACCAACCCAAUUCUAAGCUGGAGAAAGCUGACAUCCUCGAGAUGACGGUGGACUACCUGAAAGAGCAGAGCUGGCUGCAUUUGAAAGGACCUGCUCAUACAGAUGCUCAGCAGGACUUCAAAGAAGGUUACUCAAGGUGUCUCCAGGAGGCCUUCCAGUUCAUGUCUCUCCACAAAGUCCACAUGGAAACCCAGGCCAAACUCAUCAGCCAUUUCCAAAGAAACCAGCUGUCCACCUCUGAAAUGGUCAGCUCUUCUCCUGCCUUGAAGCACUCAGCCUGCAAAGGUGCCCACAAACUCUGGAGACCCUGGUAGAAGGCAGGAAGCUUUCUGGUGGGCAUCUAUUCCAGAAGGAAGGCUGAGCUCCAAUCCAACCAUUCAGCCCUGAUCUUCUUCUUUGUAGGGAAUAUUAUUUCCCCUUUGUAUUAUUUAUUAUGGGGGUGGAGUGGAGAGCACUGGCAGGUCUUUGGGAUGUUCUCCAGUUACGCACAGCAAUAAUCCGAACUGGGGAGGGGCACGUAGCUUCAUAAUGAAGAUGAUGUGUGCAUUGAAGGGCAGGUGGUAAUGUUGUGUUGCAACAGCUGGUAUGAUUGUGAAAUCGUGGUGCUCCUCGAGGUCGUGGUAGGAGAGGAUUCUCUGGAUAAUUGUAAAAAUGUCCGGCUUUGCUUCCAAGUGGCUCUUCCAAAGCAGGCUGCUGAGUUCUCAGCACAAAAUCCUGUCCGCUUUGAAAGGCCACUGGGUUUUCUUUUUUCUUUAAAGAAGCAAAAGGCUGUGAAUUUUUACUGGUAUAUUUUUUUCUCUCUCUGUUUCUUAGGGAAAUGGUACCUUCUUGCUUUAUAUUAAAGAAAAUAUCUGAUGAGAGAUUGUGUUUGCUCAGCGUCACACAUGUCGAUGCUAAGAUUGAUGCUCUCUGUCGGUUUCAUUGAUAUAAUGAUUGUUUCCUCUGCUGUGGGGAAGUUUCUGUUCAUGAUGGAUGGCAAGUGUUUUGUCCUGUUGCCAGGAUCUUUGUAUGGUGCGCAUACUGUGUAUGCCCUUUGUAAGACAUUAUUUGUAAGACGCAAUAAAAGAAAAAUGCUUU